CAACCAUCAUUGACAAUCGUAUUAACAAUAGAUAAUGGUUAACAAGGUGGCUUUUCUGUGAGUAUUGGAAGGCCGAAAUUUAUUACAACUUUUUUUGCAUAAACCAAAAAGAAAACCUUGAUCGCGCAAUAAUGAAAAGAAAGGCAUCUGAACAAGACGACACUAACAAUACCUCUGAUAACGAAAGCAGUGGCGAUGAAGGCCCUCAGGACAUUGUCGACGUCGAUUUUGACUUUUACAAUCCAGAACAAGUUGACUACCAAGCAUUGAAGCGGUUACUAGGUCAACUAUUCUCGUCCGAUGCAGAGCUUAUUCAACUGGGCGAUAUCGUGGAUAUCCUUCUAGAAGAGAAUCACGUUGGCACAACCGUUAAAGUCGACGGUCAAGAAUCCGAUCCAUACGCAAUCCUGAGCGUUAUCAGCACGCAGCAAAACAAGAACAAUGCUGGUGUUCAAUCAUUAAUAUCGUACCUUUUGGGCAAAAUCAAGGAUCAGGGUGUCAAAAGUAUUUUGGCGGACAAGGCAGUCGGAUGGGUUGUUUCUGAACGGUUUGUUAAUAUGCCCAUGGAAAUCAUGCCGCCCAUGUACAAUAUGAUGCAGGAGGAAACCAAGCAGGCUGUAGAAAAUGGCGAGCCGUACCAGUUCGAAUGGUACAUGUUCAUCUCAAAGACGUACAAGGAGGUGUCGCCCACCGUGGAUGAAGAAGGCGACGAGGAGAUGCCGCAGGCAAAGCCACAGCCAAAGAAAAAGGGCAAAAAGAAGGCAGCAGCAGCAGCACAAGAUACAGCAGAAGUAUUUUACUUCCAGCCAGAGGAUGAAGUGAUUGACCAGUAUGCAGAAUACAAGGUGGAUUUUAAGUUUACAAAUCGGGAAAAGGAAGCUUCAUCGGAUGCCAAACGCGCCUUUUCGGAUUUCGGUAUUGCUCCUGCCCGGAGACUGAUGCUGGUGCAUCACUCCAAGCUCCAAGAAGCUAUCAAUGAAAUUGAAAAACUGUGCGCUGCCACCGCUGCCGCUGCUGGUUUAGCUUAGACUAAACAGUGUACAUAGCACAAAAGUGCAUCAUUUUCAGCAAUAAUAUAUCUCUUCCUUGUUUCUUUUUGUUUUGCAU
Molecule: messenger RNA, 1107 nt
Organism: Zychaea mexicana
Lineage: Eukaryota; Fungi; Mucoromycota; Mucoromycetes; Mucorales; Lichtheimiaceae
Product: protein bcp1
Exons: 2
Coding region: 132-1028 (298 amino acids)
Cellular component (GO): nucleus
Source: RefSeq, a predicted model, not a curated record